AUGGAGCACUCACAGCCAAUAUUCCGUGUGUUGAUGAUUUUAGUGUUGUGGACGGUGGUAACAGCAGCGUUCAUAGGGAUCGCUGAGGGCCAUCGCCACCACCGGCGGGCAGGUGGUGCGACGGAGCUAGAAGCCUUCCACUACGCAGCGGCAGGGGCAAGAGGAUGCCGGGCCCAUGUGGCCAGCCUGACGGACUUCGGCGGGGUGGGCGACGGGGUGACCUCCAACACGGCGGCCUUUGCGGUGGCCGUGGCCAACCUCAGUAAGGUGGUGUACGACGACGGCGCGAUGCUGGUGGUGCCGGCCGGCCGGUGGCUCACCGGGCCCUUCAACCUCGCCGACCACUUCACCCUCUUCCUCGACCACGACGCCGUCAUCCUCGCCACUCAGGUGUUGAUGAUUUUAGUGCUGUGGACGGUGGUAACAGCGGCGUACAUAGGGAUCGCUGAGGGCCAUCACCACCACCGGCGGGCAGGUGGUGCGGCGGAGCUAGAAGCCUUCCACUACGCGGCGGCGGGGGCAGGAGGAUGCCGGGCCCACGUGGCCAGCCUAACGGACUUCGGCGGGGUGGGCGACGGGGUGACCUCCAACACGGCGGCCUUUGCGGCGGCCGUGGCCAACCUCAGUAAGGUGGCGUACGACGGCGGCGCGAUGCUGGUGGUGCCGGCCGGUCAGUGGCUCACCGGGCCCUUCAACCUCGCCGACCACUUCACCCUCUUCCUCGACCACGACGCCGUCAUCCUCGCCACUCAGGAUAUCAACGAGUGGCUGAUCAUUGACCCUUUGCCCUCCUACGGUAGAGGAAGAGAUGCGGCUGGGGGUAGAUACAGUAAUCUCAUCAUGGGAUAUAACCUAACCGAUGUGGUCAUAACAGGGAAUAAUGGAACUAUCGAUGGACAACGUGAAUCCUGGUGGAAAAUGUUCGGUAACAAAGAACUCAAUUACACUCGUGGAUACCUCAUUGAAUUGAUGUACUGCAAACAAGUGCUGAUUUCCAACAUUACAUUGGUUAACUCUCCAUCGUGGAAUGUCCAUCCAGUGUACAGCAGCCACGUAAUCGUCUCAGGCAUCACAAUUCUUGCACCGGUCAACUCUCCCAACACUGAUGGGAUCGAUCCAGACUCAUCCUCCAAUGUCCGCAUUGAGGACUGCUACAUAGUCUCAGGCGAUGACUGCAUCGCCAUUAAAAGCGGUUGGGAUGAGUACGGGAUUGCAUUCAACAUGAUCAAGACGACCAUCGGAAGGGGAGCUUACGUGAAGGACAUAUUCGUGAGAAGAAUGAAUCUGCACACAAUGAAGUGGGUCUUCUGGAUGACGGGCACCUACGGGCAGCACCCGGACGACAAAUUUGAUCCGAAAGCCAUUCCGGUGGUGCAGAAUAUCAGUUACAGCAACGUGGUGGCCGAGAACGUGACCAUGGCCGCGAAGCUGGAGGGGAUUCCCGGCGCGCCCUUCACCGGAAUAUGCAUCUACAAUGUGACGGCGGAGGUGGUGAAGUCGAAGAAGCCGAUUUGGAACUGCACCGACGUGGAGGGCGUAUCGAGUCACGUGACGCCCACUCCCUGUGCGCAGAUUCCGGAAUAUCCAGAUCGUAUAACGCAUUGCCCCUUCCCUGAAGAUGAUCUACCUGUGAAUGGUGUUGGGCUAGAGGAGUGUGCUUAUCAGAGAGCCAAACCAUGA
Molecule: messenger RNA, 1680 nt
Organism: Musa acuminata AAA Group (dessert banana)
Lineage: Eukaryota; Viridiplantae; Streptophyta; Magnoliopsida; Zingiberales; Musaceae
Product: probable polygalacturonase
Exons: 9
Coding region: 1-1680 (559 amino acids)
Biological process (GO): carbohydrate metabolic process
Molecular function (GO): polygalacturonase activity
Source: RefSeq, a predicted model, not a curated record